This is a messenger RNA of Pangasianodon hypophthalmus (striped catfish), 1447 nucleotides long. RefSeq names its product family with sequence similarity 151 member B (gene fam151b). The transcript has 6 exons. Lineage: Eukaryota; Metazoa; Chordata; Actinopteri; Siluriformes; Pangasiidae. The record is from RefSeq and is a predicted model, not a curated record. The coding region runs from base 76 to 900 and encodes 274 amino acids.
GCGCUUAAUUCUGUCCGUGUGGAAAUGUGGAGCAAAUGUUUUGCUCGUGUUUAGUCCUGUGUUUUGCUAAAGCCUAUGGGAUUAAAGAAACUCGGUUUGCGGCGUUAUUGUGUCUUAGCCCUGGUUGUAGUUGCAGUUGUGACAUGGAUCAGCUGUUUUAUGAACUCUGAAGCGCCAUCCAGUGCCACAACAACUUUUUCAGCAGCUGCGGGAUCAAUGCCUGACCAAACUCUGGACUACUUCCUCAAGAAAGGCACUUUAAAGGACCACAAUGCAGCAGAUAUCCAGUGGUAUCAUGCAGCCAACAGCAAGGACAAGAUCACUGAAGCACUCCAAGAUAGCACACAGAUGAUUGAAGCCGAUGUACUUCUACGGGGUCGUGACCCAAAGGAACCCAUAAUGGCACAUCCACCAGAUAAUGACAGUGACAUCACACUGCGAGACUGGCUGAAAAUGGUGGCGAACUCAGACAAAGGCAUCAAACUGGACUUUAAAAGCCUAGAAGCAGUGGUGGAGUCGAUGGCACUUCUGGACAAGGUUCGAGAUCAGCUGAAGGGGCCUGUGUGGAUCAAUGCAGACAUCCUGCCAGGGCCUGGAGGCACAGCCACACCUUUAGAUGCCCAGGCCUUUUUACAAGCAGUGGCUAUGAAGGGAGACGUGCUUUCUUUGGGCUGGACCACUGGAUGGUCUCCGAAUACAGACAACCCAGGUUACAGUUGGGAGAUGGUUCAGCAGAUGGAGGCAGUGUGCAAGAACCUGACGCAGCCUGUGACAGUCCCAGUGCGAGCAGCUCUUUUGCCCCAGUCCUUCGUUCAAUUCCAGUGGCUCUUGCAGCAGUCGAACAGGUGGAACUUUUCAUUUCAACAUAUACACUCUGACCAUAUGGACAGGCCAGAGUGAUGUGCUGAAUGUGGAGGAUCUGUUACCCUACAGGCAAAACUUCAGCAAGUCCAGAAUCUACUACGAUCUCUUAGAGAAUCAGAUUUCAAAGUUUAAAAGCUUACCUGGGUACACCAUAUCACAAUAAGAACAGAGCUAGGAGUUACUCUCCAUUAAAUUGGGUACAGGAAGUGAGGAAUAUGUGUUGGAGACAAAAUCAUGCCUCUGUGCUAUGAUGAUGUGUCUACAAAAAGUGGCUAUAGUAUAGACACUAUUACAUAGACCAUGUAUUGUCAAUAGAUUAAUGCAAGUCACAGGAUGUUGAUUUUUAACUUUGAAUGCAACAUACAAUGAUGCACCAUACAGUGACCUACAAGACAUACUUGAGCUGUAAAGUGUAGUAAACAGUAACUCAGUAUAUACAUUUUAUUAGCUGUUUUUAUUUUCAGUGUCAGAGAGUUUCUUUAAUUUUUGGCUGCUCUUUUCCUCCUUUAUGAUGUUUAACAGUGAACACAGAACAAAUACUUUGUCCAGUAUCUGAUUAAUCAGAAUAAAUAUUCACACACUA